UGCUGUUGGUAGAACAUGACGCAAAAAGUUAUACUAGUAGUACUACUCUCUGUUUCAUUGUGCUGUUUAGCGCAACAUUUGAAAUGUGUUUCGGAGGCAAAAUAUUUUAUCCCAAACUUUAUGGGCAAUUGGUUUAAGGCGACCGAAUAUUGCAAUUACUUGGGGAUGCGACUAGCCGUUAUUUCAACGUCGGAAGAACAAACUAAUUUGACGACGAUGAUUGCAGCUACUGACAAGUUCAGUAACGACACGACUAAUAUUUGGAUCGGUGGAAGUGAUCUUGCAGAGGAAGUAAAUUUUUACUGGCUCUCGACUGGGAAACGAGUUGGCUAUUCCAAUUGGAGGAAAAAUCAACCGGACAAUGAUCAAAACACUGAUCACUGUAUGGAAAUUCGCUACAACCCGGUUCAAGGAUGGAACUGGCACUGGAAUGACCAAGAUUGUAAAGCAAUUCGUUACUUUGUUUGUGAGAACUUACAUAUCGGCAAAAAAGUUGUGCUGUUUUGAUGCUGUUCAUGCUCAAAAAAGUAUGUUGUGAAACACAACAAAUGUUUUUUAAAGUUUUAAAAGUG
This is a messenger RNA of Malaya genurostris, 572 nucleotides long. Its product is annotated as perlucin-like. Gene Ontology annotation, molecular function: carbohydrate binding. The record is from RefSeq and is a predicted model, not a curated record. Gene Ontology annotation, cellular component: external side of plasma membrane. The coding region runs from base 16 to 507 and encodes 163 amino acids. NCBI's taxonomy places the organism in Eukaryota, Metazoa, Arthropoda, Insecta, Diptera, Culicidae. Gene Ontology annotation, biological process: biological process involved in interspecies interaction between organisms. The transcript is spliced from 2 exons.